This is a messenger RNA of Folsomia candida, 2182 nucleotides long. RefSeq names its product tetratricopeptide repeat protein 38. Lineage: Eukaryota; Metazoa; Arthropoda; Collembola; Entomobryomorpha; Isotomidae. The record is from RefSeq and is a predicted model, not a curated record. The coding region runs from base 695 to 2104 and encodes 469 amino acids. Gene Ontology annotation, molecular function: protein binding. The transcript is spliced from 7 exons.
AAGAGCGACAAAGAUGAGCAAUCGUCAUUUGCACAAUGUCGAUAAACGAUUUACCUAUGCAGUUUAAUAAAAAUAGCCGAUAAUCAUUACAUAUAAAUGUCGUCUUAAUUUAAUAAUAGUAACGUUGUAAAUAUUUAAUUAUUCGUCUAAUUGGUACAGGGCUGCCGUCCCCCAAUUUAGCCAGUGUUGCUGAGGCAUAAAUACAUGAAAUUAGAAUUGUAUCACUUCAUUCAGCUUAUAAAAUAAGGUUGGAAGUCGGGGGAUUAUUAUAAAUAUUUGUAAAGUUGACAUCUAAUAAUAUUUCACUUUCAUGAUGAAAGUUUCAUCAUUACCUAUUUUAAUUCCUUCAGACUUAAAAAGACGCACAAAUAUUUCAAGCUAAUUUAAUGUGGAGAUAAAUCAAUUUACAGAUUUCGCAAAAGUUGACUGAAAAUUCUUGAUUUGACUUUUGUGAUCAUAUAAUCUGUAAUGCAGCCGGCGUUUGAUUUGUUAUUGCAUCGACUUGCAGAUUCCAUAUUCGUAUGAUACGAACCGUAUCUACUGGAUUGCAGAAGUGUUUGUACACAUAUUAUGUACAAUACAAAUCGCACUGUGUUUCCAGACACCUGCUGUUUUUUUUUAUUUUCCACGUGUAAGUAGUGUUUAUGAAAAAAAUACAACAACAUUAUUAAAAUUAUUUAAAAAUUGAGACAAGAUGAGGAACGAAGAAUUGCGAGACUGUCAGGCCUGGAAAGACGAAGGACUCGUUUUAACCACAGCGUCCAACGAGGCUGCGAAAUUGUAUGAUUCAUGUUUAAGUCAGUACGUCGGGUGGUACGAUGACCCCCAAAUGGGAGGAUUGGAGACCACCUUAGAAGAGUUGGGUAACGCAGACCCUAAUUUUGUUUUAGGAAAAGCGUUCUCUAUCGGUUUACAACUUCUCGGAACGUCCGACACGAUAAAUUUGACCCCCACGUUAAAAACCGAGUACGAUUCCCUCCUCAACCUGAGUGACGAGCAGAGAGGAAAUAAGUCCUUAUCUGAAAGGGAAGCACUGCACGUGAAGGCAGUCUCCCUUUGGGCGCAAGGGUCACCCUCUUCCGCUGCACGUGUCUGGGAGGACAUCCUGUUGGAGUGGCCCACCGACCUUCACGCCCUUCGAAUGGCUCACGACACUUAUUUUUACCUUGGAGAUUCGCCCCAAAUCAUGGACUCCGUGGCACGCGUACUUCCCGAGUGGGAGGCAAAGCGACCCCCGAUGAAAAGUUAUCUGUACGGAUUUUACGCCUUCGGCCUCGAGGAGAACAAUCACUUCGAGCGUGCAGAACAAUACGCGAGGAAAGGAUUGGAGGAAAAUCGGUUCGACGGCUGGUCCACCCACGCUCUUGCACACGUGUUCGAAAUGGGGGGAAGGACUUCAGAUGGAAUUUCCUUCAUGGAGGGUACCCUGUCAGACUGGGAGAGGUGUAACUACCUCGCGUGCCAUAAUUACUGGCAUGUCGCCCUGUACCAUGUAGAGAAUGAGAAUUAUGAAGAGGCAGCGCAGAUUUUGGAGGAACAAUUACUCACGAGAGCUACCACCUCAAAAUCCAUGUUGGACAUGGUGGAUUGCUCGUCCCUUCUCUGGCGUCUAAAUAUGCUCAACCCCUCCUCCCUCCGCGGGCGAAAAACGUGCCAAACCGCGUCCAAUAUUUGCAGCCUUCACUGCACCAAACAUGUCACCACUUUUAACGACGCUCACACAAUAAUGGCUUUUACCACUUCCGGUUCCAGUGGAAAUUCUCUGGCUAGCGAACUUUUGGAAACGUAUUCUUCUCAAAAUGGUGAACUAGUAGACCAUCCCACCGUGGGGAGCAAGAUAUUGCAAGCUUUUUUAGAUUUCCGGGACGAAAAGUAUGUAAACGUUGUCGAAUUGUUGGAACCCAUUCGAAACGUUAUCACACCCAUCGGCGGAAGUAACGCGCAGCGAGACGUCUUUAAUUUAAUGCUUAUCAUCGCCGCGUUGAAAUCAACUAAUCCAAGGGACAAGAAACUAGCGAAAGUGUUGAUCAAUGAGAGGGAAGCGCGUAAAGGUAGGAGCACAAAGUUGUCGGAAAGGUUGGGCGUUUUGGCUCACACUGCAUAAAUUGACUUUCAACAAUAUGUAAAUUUAUAAGGAAAUUGUUUAAUGUGAAAUAAAUCUGUUUGAUUUUUGUCGAUCUUA